GCUGUGCAGGGAAGCCUGCGGGCGGUAGGACCCGGUGGUCAUCCAGUGAGAGGCAGGGUGGAAGGCACACACACACAGAGAGAGAGAGAGGCUGGGGAAAGGAAGAGAAGGCAGAUCACAGUGUGUGCAGGGGAGGAAGACACCCAGACCCAGCCAGGCUCAGCUGACCCACUACAAGAAGGAUGAACCAGGGCUGAUACAGGGGGACCAGAUCCAGCAUCCAGAGGGCACCUACCUCCCAGGGUGACAGCAGCCAGGACCUCCCAUCCCUCCAUGCAAUCAAUGGGCUGAAUCUGCAAACAGCAGCAGCACCACUACAAGCAGCAAGCCCUAUCCUUCCUUCCUCCUCCUCCUCCCACCCUCUCCCCCUCUCUGUCUGCUCCCCCCCUCCCUCCUUCUUUCCUCUCCCUUCCCUCUCUUGCUCCCCUCGGUGAUGGUUUAGGCUUCAGCUGGCUGCAAUCCACCAGUAGGCCCCAAGCCCCGGUGACUGCUCUCCUUCCAGGCUCAGCUCACUUAUUACCUCUUGAAAUCAUAAAGAAAGAAAAAAAUACAGAAAAUUAGCUUUUUACCCUCCCGUCUGUCUGUGUGCUGGUGCUGAGCACUCAUUGCGGUCAUUAUGAAUGAAGUAGCAAUUGUGAAAGAGGGCUGGCUGCACAAACGAGGUGAGUACAUAAAGACCUGGAGGCCACGUUACUUUCUUCUCAAGUCUGACGGUACUUUUAUUGGGUACAAAGAACGUCCUCAAGAUGUUGAUCAAUUAGAAACUCCUUUGAACAAUUUUUCUGUAGCCAAAUGUCAGCUGAUGAAGACAGAACGACCAAAAGCGAACACAUUUAUCAUCCGAUGUCUCCAAUGGACCACAGUAAUUGAAAGAACGUUUCAUGUGGAUUCUCCGGAGGAGCGGGAAGAAUGGACAAAAGCCAUUCAAGCCGUAGCAGACAGCCUUAAGAAGCAGGAAGAAGAAAUGAUGGAAUUUAGAUCGGGUUCCCCGAGUGAUAAUUCUGGAGCAGAAGAAAUGGAAGUCUCUCUUUCUAAACCAAAACACAAAGUAACUAUGAAUGAAUUUGAAUAUUUGAAGCUUUUGGGAAAAGGCACAUUUGGAAAAGUAAUUUUAGUAAAAGAAAAAGCAACCGGAAGAUAUUAUGCUAUGAAAAUUUUAAAAAAAGAAGUUAUUGUUGCAAAGGACGAAGUAGCACACACUCUUACUGAAAACCGCGUCUUACAGAACUCUAGGCAUCCUUUCCUAACUGCAUUAAAAUAUUCCUUCCAGACACAUGAUCGCUUAUGCUUUGUUAUGGAGUAUGCAAAUGGUGGAGAGCUAUUCUUCCAUCUAUCAAGAGAACGAAUAUUUUCUGAAGAUCGGGCCCGGUUUUAUGGGGCGGAAAUAGUGUCUGCAUUAGAUUACCUUCAUUCGGAGAAAAAUGUAGUUUACAGAGACUUAAAGUUGGAAAAUCUCAUGCUGGACAAAGAUGGACAUAUAAAAAUAACAGAUUUUGGACUCUGUAAAGAAGGGAUAAAAGAUGGGGCAACCAUGAAAACAUUUUGUGGCACACCAGAAUACCUUGCUCCCGAGGUGUUAGAAGACAAUGACUACGGCCGAGCGGUGGACUGGUGGGGCUUGGGAGUAGUCAUGUAUGAAAUGAUGUGUGGGCGACUGCCCUUCUACAAUCAGGAUCACGAGAAACUGUUCGAACUUAUUCUUAUGGAGGAGAUUAGAUUCCCACGCACUUUAUUACCAGAAGCAAAGUCUUUGCUGUCAGGUUUGCUGAAGAAAGACCCUAAACAGAGAUUAGGGGGUGGACCGGAUGAUGCAAAAGAGAUCAUGCAACAUAAAUUCUUUGCUGGAAUCGAAUGGCAAGAUGUAUACGAGAAGAAGCUUGUUCCCCCUUUUAAACCACAAGUUACAUCAGAGACGGAUACAAGGUAUUUUGAUGAAGAAUUCACAGCACAGAUGAUCACGAUAACACCACCGGACCAAGAUGAUAACCUGGAAUUUGUUGACAAUGAGAGGAGGCCGCAUUUCCCCCAGUUUUCAUAUUCUGCAAGUGGGAAUUCUUAGUGCUCUCUACAACUUUCCUUUCCUUUUUUUUUCCUUUUUCUUUUUUUUUUUUUCUUUUACUUUUUUUUUCUUUUUCCUUUUUCCAUUGCAACACAGACUUCAUAUUUGGGCACUAAUGUCAUCAGACUUUGUACAGGACCUUCUGUAGCCUAUGAAUUACAAACUAUGUUUGUAUGACCAGAAAGGAGGAGUUAAAGAAUGUCUGUAAAAUUUAAGUCUGUAUGUAAAACAAGUUCUCACAUUUCACGUUUGCAAAGAAAAACAAAAACAAAAAAAAAACAAAGUCUAGACCAUCCUUAAAAUUGUUACAUGUAUGUAGCUCCUUAUAUACAUUAAUACAUGCUGAUACAUUGGGAUGGAUGACUACACUCAGUCUGUUUCGAGAAUGUGCUCACAAGCUGUCAAGCGAACAAAUGAAGAACGAACGAAUCAUUAAUGAAAAUAAAGGUAAAGAUUUUCAGCACCCUGGUCACUGCAUCAUCACCGACGUUUAUUUAUUUAAUAGAUUUAAAUAUUCAAACUGUGGGCAAUUGGAUGUAGUUAGGAAAUAUUAAAAGGUAUAGUAGUGCAAUAAUGAACGUGUUUUGAGUACUUAAGUCACUUUUUAUAACAGUGACGUGUCACUAUAUGGGAAAAAACAACAAAAUAAAUAAAAGCAUUAAUAGCCUCAGUGAGGUAAAUAAUCAAACAAGAAUUCUUAUCUUGCUGUAGAAAGACAAUACAUAUCAGAUUAGACGGGUUUAGUAAAGUGAAAACGUUAUUUACAAAUCUUUAUGCUUGUAGUCUGCUUGAUGAAAUUUGGGUUUGCUUACAAAACUGCCUCUAAAUUAAGUAUUCCUAAUUUCAAAUGACAUUCUAAAAAGCCCAAUAUUUUCAAGCAAGUCCAUAUUCUAUUAAAAUAGCCAAUAAACCACUCAUUUAAUCUAAAACAACAAAACCGUAAACAAAUAAAUAAAUAUCCGUGAAUCUGCAUAUAAAGUUUAUCAGUGGUGAAACAUAAAUUCAGCUAUAGGCAGUUUUCACUAUCUGAUGGGAAAAAUAAAAUCAAAACGCAACACUACAUCCAUCUCUCAGUGAAUAGUAGUAUGCACUUUUAUCAUGCUUUUAUUUUACUUUUUUUUUUUUUUUUUUGGUAGGGCGUUCGGCAUAAAUUGUAGUUAAUACUGGGUUUUUUUCGUGUUUUUUUUUUGGAACCCAGAUGUUUAAAAAUGCAUUUAAAAAAAGGCUCAAAAAUUAGAUUCAAAAUGAAAUAAUUGAUAUGUGUUUUUCAAUUUAUGUUACAAAGUUUAAAUUGUAAUUUACUGCAGCAUUGUGUCUAGAAACACUUUGAAAAGGGGUAGAAUAAUGUAUUGUAAGUUAAAGCUGCAUUUCUGUCUGAAAAGAUUUUAUGCACUUGUUUGUUUUUUGUUUAGUUUUUGUGAUGGAAGACCCAGUAGAUUUUUUUUAUUUUUGU
Molecule: messenger RNA, 3512 nt
Organism: Pelobates fuscus (common spadefoot toad)
Lineage: Eukaryota; Metazoa; Chordata; Amphibia; Anura; Pelobatidae
Gene: AKT1
Product: AKT serine/threonine kinase 1
Exons: 14
Coding region: 617-2059 (480 amino acids)
Biological process (GO): protein phosphorylation
Cellular component (GO): cytoplasm; nucleus
Molecular function (GO): ATP binding; protein serine/threonine kinase activity
Source: RefSeq, a predicted model, not a curated record